Messenger RNA from Manihot esculenta (cassava), 4537 nucleotides. Its product is annotated as putative pentatricopeptide repeat-containing protein At5g40405. The coding region runs from base 62 to 2476 and encodes 804 amino acids. Gene Ontology annotation, biological process: RNA modification. NCBI's taxonomy places the organism in Eukaryota, Viridiplantae, Streptophyta, Magnoliopsida, Malpighiales, Euphorbiaceae. The record is from RefSeq and is a predicted model, not a curated record. Gene Ontology annotation, molecular function: protein binding; zinc ion binding; RNA binding. The transcript has 2 exons.
UAGAGUUAUUGGUGCUAAGUAUAAGUAGAAGAAUUUAAGUACAAAAAUUAACAGGAUUUUGAUGUGUGCGAGACACAAAGGGCAGUUAAGUCUCUGCUGGAGUAUCGAUUCUGCUGUGACUAUGAAUUUGACGAAAGGUUUCAGGCCCACCCUAAAUCCAACCUUAACUCUCCCAAUAUUGGAGACUUUUUUGCUCCAAUGCCGAAACCUCAAGCAAUUCAACCAAAUACUUUCUCAAAUGAUCCUCACUGGGUUCCUCAGAGACACGUUUGCUGCAAGCAGACUGCUUAAGUUCUCUACAGAUUCACCCUUUAUUCACAUCAAUCACUCCCAUCAAAUCUUCACCCGCAUAGAGAACCCAAAUGGGUUCAUUUAUAACACCAUGAUGAGAGCUUAUGUUCAAAGAAAUGCUGCACAUAAUUCGCUGUGUAUAUAUAAAUUGAUGUUGCAAGAGACCGUUGAACCUGAUAAUUACACUUAUCCUAUUCUAGUUCAGUCUUGCUCUCUUAGACUAGAGGAGUUUGAAGGGAAACUGAUCCAUUGUCAUGUUUUGAAAAUGGGUUUUCAUUCAGAUGUUUAUGUGCAGAACACGUUGAUAAACAUGUAUGCGGUUUGUGGGAGCUUGAGCGAUGCGCGAAAAGUGUUUGACCAAAGUCCUGUUUUGGACUUAGUUUCUUGGAAUUCGAUCUUGGCUGGUUAUGUCUCGAUAGGGGAUGUGGAGGAGGCUAAGUAUGUUUACGAUAGGAUGCCGGAAAGGAACAUUAUUGCGUCAAAUUCGAUGAUUGUGUUGUAUGGUAAGAAAGGUAAUGUUGCUCUUGCUUAUAGGUUAUUCAGUGAAAUGCCUAAAAAAGAUAUGGUAUCGUGGAGCGCUUUGAUUUCUUGUUAUGAGCAAAAUCAAAUGCAUGAGCAGGCUUUGAUUAUGUUUCAGCAAAUGAAAGCUGAUAGAAUUAUGUUGGAUGAGGUUGUGGUAAUCAGUGUUCUUUCAGCAUGUGCUCACCUGUUGGUAGUUAGGACAGGGAAAUUGGUCCACAGUUUGGCUGCCAAAAUUGGAAUUGAAUCUUAUGUUAACCUUCAGAAUGCUUUGAUUCACAUGUAUUCAAGUUGUAGGGAGCUAGAGGCUGCCCAAAAGUUGUUUAACGAGGGUUGCUGCUUGGAUCAGGUUUCUUGGAAUUCUAUGAUCUCUGGGUACUUGAAAUGUAGGGAAGUCGAAAAGGCCAAGGCUUUAUUUGAUUCCAUGCCAGAGAAGGAUAUUGUGUCAUGGAGUGCAAUGAUAUCAGGUUAUGCUCAACAUGACAGAUUUGCUGAUACUUUGGAGUUGUUUCAGGAAAUGCAGCUUGUUGGAAUUAAGCCAGAUGAGACGACUUUGGUAAGUGUAAUAUCUGCUUGCACCCAUUUGGCUGCACUUGACCAAGGAAAAUGGAUCCAUGCUUAUAUAAGGAAAAACUGCCUGAAGAUCAAUGUCAUUCUGGGUACGACACUUAUAGACAUGUACAUGAAAUUUGGUUGUGUUGAAAAUGCUUUGGAAGUUUUCCAUGGGAUGGAGGAAAAAGGGGUUUCUACUUGGAAUGCUCUUAUUCUUGGUCUUGCAAUGAAUGGUUUAGUCAACAAGUCACUUGAUGCGUUUUCAGAGAUGAAGGAAUGCAGUGUGCUGCCUAAUGAGAUAACCUUUGUGGCUGUUCUUGGAGCUUGCAGACACAUGGGUUUAGUGGAUGAGGGGCGCCGGCAUUUUAGCUCCAUGAUUCAGGAGCACAAGAUAGAACCCAAUGUUAAGCAUUAUGGAUGCAUGGUUGAUCUUCUAGGACGUGCAGGUCUGCUUAAAGAAGCAGAGGACCUAAUUGAGAAUAUGCCUAUGGCACCAGAUGUUUCCACUUGGGGGGCACUGCUUGGGGCUUGUAAGAAAUAUGGUGAUAAUGAAAUGGGAGAGAGGGUUGGAAGGAAGCUUAUUGAACUUCAGCCUGCCCAUGAAGGGUUCCAUGUACUACUAUCCAAUAUAUAUGCUUCAAAAGGUAAUUGGGAUGGCGUUCUUGAGAUUAGAGGGAUGAUGAUACAACAUGGGUUGGUCAAGACCCCAGGAUGUAGCAUGAUUGAAGCAAAUGGAACAGUUCAUGAGUUCCUCGCUGGAGAUAAGACACACCCUCAAAUUAAAGAAAUUGAGAAUAUGCUGGUUGAAAUGGCUAAGAAAUUAAAGAUGGAAGGUUAUGCUCCAGAUACAAAUGUGGUUUCUCAAGACAUUGAUGAGGAGGAGAAGGAAACAUCUCUGUUUAGACAUAGUGAAAAGCUUGCAAUUGCCUUUGGGCUCAUUGCCAUUAACUCACCUACACCAAUAAGGAUAAUGAAGAAUUUGAGAAUAUGUAAUGAUUGUCACACAGCAGCAAAGCUAAUUUCUAGAGUUUUUAAUCGUGAAAUUGCUGUGAGGGAUCGCCAUCGCUUUCACCAUUUCAAGCAGGGUUCGUGUUCAUGCAUGGAUUAUUGGUAGGAGUUGCUUACAAAUCUAAACUCCUCAUUCAGAGCAUGUCCAGCCCUAUCAAUAGUGAAAUGCAUUUGUUUCACAGUAAGCUGCAAGCUUUAUAGCCUACAAAAGCAAGCCUUGUAGCAGGAGCAAACUAAUUGUUUAGUGAUUAUUUAUACUGCCUUUGCUUCUGAAAACUGGGAACAUGGUGUUUAUGAUUGUUUAAAGAAAAAGGCGAUUAUAAGGAUAAGACCUAAUCAAUGGUAGGAUUAUGUGAUGGAUAGACAAUACAGAUGACAGUAAAGAGGUCGAUGGACUGCAGUGGGCAUCAUACUAAGACUGAUUCAUUUUCAUGCUUUGCAAGAUGGUUCAAGCAAGGGUUUGUUUGAAACUUGGAGAGGAUUGAGCAUGAGUUUCGGGAGAAAACUUUUCUCUUACCGCACCUGAACAUGGUAUUGCAACAAUUGCUGCAACAUGGAGGCUUGAUGGGAUAACUUCUAAUCAAGAAAUGUAAGAAGCAUUAUAUGGCCCCUCUUCUUAGCUGCAUUAACUUAUGGCACAUAUGGUAAGCUUAAUUAUGCCUCUGUUCCUGUUGUAUUUUUCCAGAUGAAUAGCAUAGGAUGGAAAAUAAAAUUCAUUGGUGGUCUUCUCAUCUUCUUAUGAAAUAGCAUUCAGAGGAAAGUUCUUGCCUAAAAUAGUGUUCUUUUCUGUUUCUGCAAUUAUAUUGAAGAGAAAUUAACCCCAUUCCGAGGAUUUUUUGUUAACAUGUAAUGUAUCUUUGGACUAGGGUCAAUUUGCGAUCAAAGGGGCGAACAUAGAAAAACGUCAUGUGGGCUGAAUCACAACGAACUGAAAUUGAAACUGCCAUUGAAAUGAACUAGCCUUGGAUUAUUUUGAAGAGAAAUCGCCUAGAAUUAUCUGAUUUUUAUUCACCAUCUUUCUCAACCCUGAAUUGCCGGCUUUUUGGCCCAAUCGGUUGCCAAGUCUACCUUAUUUGAUAUCUAUGAUAUCUAUGAUGGAAUAGAGCAUCGGAGCUAUUAAAGCUGCAGCAUAUCUUGUGCUUCAUAAAAGCUGUAACCAAAAUAUGAAAUAUGCAUCUUCGUAUAUGCAAAUCCCAAAAGAAACAUUUUGUAAAUUGAUAAACUAACAUUUAAAUGGUUUGUUAUGAAAUAAAUUGAAGGAUAGGCCUGAUAUUAUGUUGAUAAAAUGUACCGAGUGUAACUCAAUCCGAAAACUAAUUUAGGAAGGUUGUCAAAUUCUUCUAUUGAAUAUUAAAUCUAUGUUCCAAACCAAUUCUCCAUUCCCUCACUCCACCUUCUGCCUUUUCUCCCUCUCCUUAAUUCUUUACCUUGCUCUCUCGCUUUGCUUCUUGCUCAAGUCCCUCUCUUGCUGGCUUUGAGGCCAUUCUCCUCUUUAUAUAACUCAAGGGUGCCAAAAAGGCAUCAUGGAGUCUCUCUCUAUACCCAUUCCUCAUCUUUCUAAGCCCUCAUUGUAUCAUGCUCAUCAUGUCAGCAUGUCAAAAUCCAGAAAAGAUCAUUCCCCAACUUUUAUCUCUUCAAAAAAGGAUUCUCAGAUUAACAAGUCCUAGUAGCUCCAAAGAAACAAGUCAUAAGAAAACCAUGCUGAAGAAGUUCUAGUCCAAAGGGAAGCAAGGAAUGCCUGUGAUUCUCGAGCCCAAGAAGGCAGUGAAAUCCACCGAAAGAUUGCAAAUUAUCCGUCUUGUACUUCACUUAUAAAUGCCAAGCUGGUCCAAGAUUGAGUUCUGUCAUGUUGCAGAUCUGGGCAGCACGACUGCAGCCAAAAGAGACAGCACUAGUGAUGAUAACGACAGAGAAAAUGUUGCGCAAACAAUUGGCAAGAUCACCCUCAAAGAAAAAUACGGAGGGAAAAUGAGUUUGAAAAGGGUUCUAAGAUCCCACUUCCUUAGGAGCUAAGGCAGCCCAUGUUAAUGACUUUAGGGCGCCAUUUGAUGUAUCCUAUUUGUUCAUAGGAUGUAAAGGUUGCAGCUUUCGUGGAAGUGAAAAGAUUAAUCGCAAGAGUUUCUGUUGCUUCGAAUCCCCAGGCAAUCUUGGCCACCCAAAGACCGCU